This is a messenger RNA of Sarcophilus harrisii (Tasmanian devil), 885 nucleotides long. RefSeq names its product matrix metalloproteinase-26. Gene Ontology annotation, molecular function: zinc ion binding; metalloendopeptidase activity. Gene Ontology annotation, biological process: extracellular matrix organization; collagen catabolic process; proteolysis. Gene Ontology annotation, cellular component: extracellular matrix. The coding region runs from base 1 to 885 and encodes 294 amino acids. The record is from RefSeq and is a predicted model, not a curated record. Lineage: Eukaryota; Metazoa; Chordata; Mammalia; Dasyuromorphia; Dasyuridae. The transcript has 6 exons.
AUGUUGCCUUCUCUUCUCAUCAUUGCCUUUUUCCUCCCCUGCUGUUUGUCUGUUCCAGUUAUUCCCAAAAAUGUUGUUGAUGAUGUGAACUUCUUUAAGAAUUACUUCCAUCAAUUCUUCUUGACCAAAGAAAAAUCCCAGAAUUAUUCUCUGGAGUCUCAAUUGCGCUUCUUGCAGAAUUUCUUCAAAUUAGAAGAAACUGGCUGGUUAGAUGAGCCCACAAGGGCCUUGAUCCAGGGGCCUCGAUGUGGGGUUCGAGAUAUUGCUGAUUACUCCUUUUUUCCUGGGAUGCCCAGAAUUGAAAAUAACCCUGUAACAUACAGAAUUGUUAACUAUCCAACAAGCAUCAAGCCUAGGAGAGUUGAAAUAAUCAUGGAGAAGGCAAUGCAAGUCUGGAGCAAUGUGACCUCCUUAAAAUUCCAAAGAGUAUAUAAAGGACAUGCUGACAUUGAGAUUUUUUUCUUCUCUAGAGAUCAUGGUGACUUCUACCCCUUUGAUGGAAAAGGAAAGGUUUUGGCUCAUGCUUUUCCUCCACAUCCUUACUACCCAGGAGCUAUCCACUUUGACAAUGAUGAAGAAUGGUCAUAUUCUGAGAACGGGACCAACCUCUUCCUGGUAGCUGUUCAUGAGAUAGGCCAUGCUCUGGGUCUAAACCACUCUCAGGAUCCAAACGCCAUCAUGUUCCCCCCCUAUAAAUACCGGGACACAGAACAUUUCACACUUGGUGAUGAUGAUAUAAAAGGGAUCCAGACCCUUUAUUCAAGUGAAUACAUAACUCAAAUGAAAAGAUUUGAGAAAAUAGUUCCAACUUCCCAAUCCCCUUCUUCCCUCAAUUCCCUUGGAGGUGUGAGAUCCACAGGUGUAAUGCAUCACCUCUAUUUUUAG